AUGCAGUUUAAUCAACCAAUUAAUAAUGGUUUUCAGAAUGAACAGUUCUGCCCAUAUUAUGCACCACCAUUGCCAUACACAGAUAUAGUUGGUGAGGGUAACGUUGCAUCCCUAAUGUUUCCCGAUGGGUCCGUGCAAUUCUUCUUCAUACCUACCCAUAAACGAGAAAGAAGAUUCUACCCAUAUCAUCCCUGUUUCGGACAAGUACAGGGGCCAGUUGAGGCGUGGUUUAUAAGACAAAUGUCCACACCUACAAAUCCAAAUGCAAUGGAAAAUAUGCAAUAUGGGGAUCCCUCCCUAAGGUCAUAUUACGCAUCAAAACCCAACCUGGAUUUAGUACCAGAAAAGCCAUAUUACCAAAAGUUUCAUAGCGAUAACGUCACCUCGACAACAGAUAUCCAUUAUUUUUUCCCGCGCAAAACUACAUUAAAGCAUUCUGCUUUUGUGCAAGUGGAACACCCAGCCAAGUAUAGUAUUUGUUCUCAAACUGAUUACAUCGAUGAAACAUGUUUUUGUCCAAAGAAGUCUAAAAACAAAUGUGAAUACACUACGAUCGAUUCUAGCAGCGCAAUGUCCAUUGACGAAGAGGCACAAACUAAAGAAAGGCGAAAAAAGGAUGCUAAAGUGAGAUUUAAAACGUCCAAAUCUAGAGAACGCAAAAUAUGUUACUGCAAACACAAGCAUGACCGAGGUGUAGAUCAAUCCGAUAAAAAGAUAUCAACAUACACAGAUCAAUCAAUCAAUUGUGCCGGUGCAACAAGUCAAAAUUCCCAAACCCCCAGGAAGGGGUCUAAUAGCUCUAUAAAGCCCAAUUUGCCAAAAUCCAAUUCCAAGACGUCCUGUGAUAGCUGUUGUGGUACUUGUUUCUAUUGCGUCACUGAUUGUACUUCAGACGGUUUUUAA
Molecule: messenger RNA, 903 nt
Organism: Pieris macdunnoughi
Lineage: Eukaryota; Metazoa; Arthropoda; Insecta; Lepidoptera; Pieridae
Source: the annotation of a GenBank genome assembly